UUCCCCUCUGCCUCCUUUUCCACUAUCCUCUCGAGCGGCUUCUCUUCUCUUCUCCUCAGCGUUCCGCUCUCACGGCUCAAGCUCUCGCUUGCAUCUAGCCGCUGUGAUCGGCUGGAUCUCGCGGGAGGAGGCUCUGUCAUGUCGAAAUCCCGGGUGUAUGCCGAUGUAAAUGUUCUCCGGCCCAAGGAAUACUGGGAUUACGAGUCGCUCACUGUUCAGUGGGGGAAUCAAGAUGAUUAUGAGGUUGUGCGGAAAGUUGGAAGAGGAAAGUACAGUGAGGUCUUUGAAGGUAUAAAUGUAACAAAUAAUGAGAAGUGCAUUAUCAAGAUCCUAAAGCCCGUGAAGAAAAAGAAGAUAAAGAGAGAAAUUAAAAUCCUUCAGAACCUUUGUGGUGGUCCAAAUGUUGUAAAACUGUAUGACAUUGUUAGGGAUCAACACUCGAAAACUCCAAGCUUGAUAUUUGAAUAUGUCAACAGUACGGACUUCAAAGUGUUAUAUCCUACAUUGACAGAUUAUGACAUACGAUACUAUAUUUAUGAACUACUCAAGGCUCUAGAUUACUGCCAUUCCCAGGGAAUUAUGCAUCGAGAUGUCAAACCUCAUAAUGUUAUGAUAGACCAUGAGCUACGGAAGCUCCGGUUGAUCGAUUGGGGACUUGCGGAGUUCUACCAUCCUGGCAAGGAGUACAAUGUUCGUGUAGCUUCAAGAUAUUUCAAGGGUCCUGAGCUCCUGGUCGAUUUGCAAGAUUAUGACUAUUCUUUGGACAUGUGGAGUCUGGGUUGCAUGUUUGCUGGAAUGAUAUUUCGAAAAGAACCUUUCUUCUAUGGCCAUGACAAUCAUGAUCAACUUGUCAAAAUUGCCAAGGUUCUUGGUACUGAUGAACUAAAUGUGUACUUAAACAAGUACCGACUAGAGCUAGAUCCACAGCUUGAUGCUCUUGUUGGAAGACACAGCAGGAAACCAUGGUCUAAAUUCAUUAAUGCUGACAAUCAGCACCUUGUUUCUCCAGAGGCAAUAGAUUUCCUUGAUAAACUCCUGCGAUAUGAUCAUCAAGAUAGACUCACAGCACGAGAAGCAAUGGCGCAUCCAUAUUUUCUCCAAGUGAGGGCAGCAGAGAACAGUAGGAUGCGGACCCAGUAAAACGGCAAGUUCAGACGAGUCAAGUUGACAUCAUCCCGCUUGUAGAUUAUUCCCCAUUAUGACACUGCUUUUGGUGCAUCUUUAAUCGUUAGCCCCCAUAGCACUUGGAUGGUGUCGUGUGAUUUUUAUCUUCUGUAGCACUCAUUAUGCAAUUAUGAUGGUGUCUGAUUCUGUUCAGAUUCAGAAAAAAAUGCUAAUACGUUGUCAUUAUGAUGGUGCUUGAUUUUGUUCAGCCGGCAAAAAAACCUUGUAGGCAGCAUCAUGAACAACUUGUCGUCUGUUUGGCUUUGUAACAGUUUAGUUGCUGUUGGCAAAACGGAACAUAAGUAUAUAACACAAAUAUCUUGUUAGCUA
Zingiber officinale is the source of this 1494-nucleotide messenger RNA. Its product is annotated as casein kinase II subunit alpha-2. Gene Ontology annotation, biological process: protein phosphorylation. Bases 139 to 1140 code for a protein of 333 amino acids. NCBI's taxonomy places the organism in Eukaryota, Viridiplantae, Streptophyta, Magnoliopsida, Zingiberales, Zingiberaceae. Gene Ontology annotation, cellular component: protein kinase CK2 complex; nucleus; cytosol. The record is from RefSeq and is a predicted model, not a curated record. Gene Ontology annotation, molecular function: ATP binding; protein serine/threonine kinase activity. The transcript has 10 exons.